Molecule: messenger RNA, 1602 nt
Organism: Sporisorium graminicola
Lineage: Eukaryota; Fungi; Basidiomycota; Ustilaginomycetes; Ustilaginales; Ustilaginaceae
Exons: 2
Coding region: 1-1602 (533 amino acids)
Molecular function (GO): protein binding
Source: RefSeq, a predicted model, not a curated record
AUGUCGAAACGUCCUUCUUCUCCCUCAUUGGAGGGCAAGUCGGCCACGACUUCGGCCCCUUCCCAACUCGACCGCAUCAAGCACGCCGACGGCGACGACGAUAUGGGCGAGUUCGAGGACCAGUUCGAAGACGAAUUCGAUGAAGAAGACGCAGAUGCUAUCCUGGCCGCUCGCGAUCCCCAAGACUCGGACGACGAUGACGACGACGAUGCCGAGACGAUGGAAGUCGAUGGAAUGAAGGUCGACGGCAAGAUCCAACGUCCUGAAGACGACGACGCUGACGCUGCACAGAACCAGGCGCAAGUCUACAUCCCUGGUGUCAACAAGCUCGAAGAAGGUCAGACCCUCGAAGCAGACCAGAGCGCCUAUGAGAUGCUCCACCGCCUCAACGUCACCUGGCCCUGUCUCUCGUUCGACCACCUCAAGGAUCACCUCGGCAACGACAGACAGAACUACCCGCACACCUCCUACAUGGUCGCCGGUACCCAGGCUGACACGCCUUCGCGCAACGAGAUUCUCGUGAUGAAGGCAAGUCACUUGCACAAGACUCAGAACGACGAUGGCCUGUCCGACGACGAGGACGACGACGAGAACGACCUCGACGACGAUGCCAUUCUCGAGUACAAGUCCAUUCCCGUCCAUGGCGGUAUCAACCGCGUCCGUGCUGCUCCCACCUCUACACCCGUCUCAGAUCUAGAACCGUGUCUGGAUCCGUACCCCGUUGCUGCGUGGUCCGAAGUCGGGGAUGUCAAGAUCUUCGACGUUCGGCCGCUGCUCAACUCGCUCGACAGGCCGGGGACGAGCUACGACACGCGCAAGGUCAAUACGCCCAUGUUUACCGUCAAGGCGCACAAUGGCGUUGAGGGGUACGCCAUGGACUGGGCGGGUGUGGUGAACGGCGGCUCUUCGAGUGCGGGUAAAGCAUCGUCAUUGCGGUUGUUGACCGGUGACAUUCACUCGAAGAUCUUUUUGACGACUGCAGGCAAUGCUGGGUUCACGACGAACCCUACGCCGUUUACGUCGCAUACCUCUUCGGUCGAGGAUCUGCAGUGGUCGCCCAAGGAGCCGACGGUGUUCGCGUCUUGUUCCGCGGACCGCUCCAUCCGCGUCUGGGAUGUGCGUGUCAAGAACCGACGCAGCGUUAUCUCGGUCGAGAACUCGCAUGCGCAGGACGUCAACGUUAUCUCCUGGAACCGCGGCACCGACUACCUGCUCGUUUCUGGCGGUGACGAGGGCGCGCUCAAGGUGUGGGAUCUGCGACACUUCAAGCCCAACUCGACCGCCGCUCCGGCGCCUGUGGCGCACUUUGACUGGCACAAGGCGCCCAUCUCGAGCGUCGAAUGGCACCCGACCGAGGACUCGAUCUUCGCCGCGUCCGGUAGGGAUGACCAGGUGACGCUGUGGGAUCUGAGUGUCGAGCAGGACGACGACGAGCAGCAGGCGGGUGCCGAGGCUGGGCUGAAGGACGUGCCCCCGCAGCUGCUGUUCUGCCACCAUGGUCUGACAGACUGCAAGGAGCUCCACUGGCACCCGCAGGUUCCCGGCAUGCUGGCUACCACCGCCCUGGAUGGCUUCAACAUCUUCAAGACCAUCUCGGUCUGA